This is a messenger RNA of Panicum hallii, 1755 nucleotides long. RefSeq names its product pyruvate dehydrogenase E1 component subunit alpha-2, mitochondrial. The coding region runs from base 255 to 1454 and encodes 399 amino acids. Gene Ontology annotation, cellular component: intracellular membrane-bounded organelle. Gene Ontology annotation, biological process: pyruvate decarboxylation to acetyl-CoA. Gene Ontology annotation, molecular function: pyruvate dehydrogenase (acetyl-transferring) activity. The transcript is spliced from 8 exons. The record is from RefSeq and is a predicted model, not a curated record. NCBI's taxonomy places the organism in Eukaryota, Viridiplantae, Streptophyta, Magnoliopsida, Poales, Poaceae.
CGAGUGAGCUCACCAAGGUCCGGAGAAGCCGCAGGCCAGGUUCGCGUCGACGCGGCACGCGCCGUCCUCCCGUUCGUCGCGCGGCGCCACGACGCGCACGCGCCGAGCUAAACCGAGCACCACGCGUCCGCGCGGCGGCUCCCACGCACCCGCCCCCCGCCACUCCGCCGAACACCGCCCCGGCUCGGGUCGCUCGCCGCCUAACCUUCUGCUCUGCUCCGCUGCGUGCACCCGUUCCCACCACCCUGCACGCCAUGGCCGCGGCCAUCCUCCGCCGCCUCACCACCCUCACCCCCGCCGCCGCCGCCAGCGCGCGCGUGGCGCCGCGGCCGCUACUGCCGCUGCUCGCGCGCGGGGUCUCCGACUCCACGGACGCGAUCACCGUGGAGACCUCGGUGCCCUUCAAGUCCCACAUCGUGGACCCGCCGUCCCGCUCCGCCACCACCUCCGCGCGCGAGCUCCUCUCCUUCUUCCGCGACAUGGCCCUCAUGCGCCGCUCCGAGAUCGCAGCGGACUCCCUCUACAAGGCCAAGCUCAUCCGCGGCUUCUGCCACCUCUACGACGGGCAGGAGGCCGUCGCCGUCGGCAUGGAGGCCGCCAUCACCCGCGCCGACGCCAUCAUCACCGCCUACCGCGACCACUGCCUCUACCUCGCGCGCGGCGGGGACCUCGUCGCCGCCUUCGCCGAGCUCAUGGGCCGCCGGGACGGCUGCUCCAGGGGCAAGGGGGGGUCCAUGCACUUCUACAAGCGGGACGCCAACUUCUUCGGCGGGCACGGCAUCGUCGGCGCGCAGGUGCCGCUCGGGUGCGGCAUCGCCUUCGCGCAGAGGUACAGGAAGGAGGGCACCGUCACCUUCGACCUCUACGGCGACGGCGCCGCCAACCAGGGCCAGCUCUUCGAGGCGCUCAACAUGGCAGCGCUCUGGAAGCUGCCUGUCAUAUUGGUCUGCGAGAACAACCACUAUGGGAUGGGGACUGCAGAAUGGAGGGCAUCCAAGAGCCCUGCUUACUACAAGCGCGGGGACUAUGUGCCUGGAUUAAAGGUCGAUGGAAUGGAUGUUCUUGCUGUGAAGCAAGCUUGCAAAUUUGCCAAAGAUCAUGUCCUUGAAAAUGGACCGAUUAUUCUUGAGAUGGACACCUAUAGAUACCACGGGCACUCUAUGUCAGAUCCUGGUAGCAGCUACCGCACCAGGGAUGAGAUUGCAGGGAUAAGACAGGAGCGUGAUCCAAUCGAAAGGGUUAGGAAGCUCAUAUUGGCCCAUGACUUCGCAACAGCCCAAGAGCUAAAGGACAUGGAAAAGGAGAUAAGGAAGCAAGUUGAUGCAGCCAUUGCUAAAGCAAAGGAGAGUCCAAUGCCCGAUCCGUCCGAGCUCUUCACAAACGUUUAUGUCAACGACUGUGGUUUGGAGUCCUUUGGGGUGGACAGGAAGGUGGUGAGGACCGUUCUUCCGUAGGCUGGCAAAUAAGGACAGUUUCAGUACUAAUACGCAUGGACAUAUGGUGCCUACCGAGGAUAGCUGCACUACCAGCCGAAUACAGGCGAAGGGAUCCUCAGCGUUGCUUCUUCUGCUUCGAAAUAAGCUUGUACAGAUGCAUACGACUGCUUGCUGGAUUCUGGUUUCUGCAUCACGCAGCAGUGGUCCUUCCCUUUUGGACCCCUGUUUACAAUUUCCUCUGGCCGUUGAGUUGUCACAAUGUGCAGCUGAAACCUUCUCGUGUGUGAUGCAGAUGCAACAUCUUCUGCCUGAUGUAUUG